Messenger RNA from Oldenlandia corymbosa var. corymbosa, 441 nucleotides. NCBI's taxonomy places the organism in Eukaryota, Viridiplantae, Streptophyta, Magnoliopsida, Gentianales, Rubiaceae. The record is from the annotation of a GenBank genome assembly.
AUGACAACCAGGUUCAAGAAGAACAGGAAGAAGAGGGGUCACGUCAGCGCCGGACAUGGGCGUAUCGGAAAGCACAGGAAGCAUCCCGGAGGUCGCGGUAACGCCGGAGGCAUGCACCACCACAGGAUCCUCUUCGACAAGUACCAUCCAGGUUACUUCGGUAAAGUUGGUAUGAGGUAUUUCCAUAAGCUCCGCAACAAGUUCCAUUGCCCCAUCGUCAACGUGGACAAGCUCUGGUCAUUGGUCCCCCAGGAAUCCAAGGAUAAGGCCACCAAGGACAACGUUCCCUUGAUCGAUGUCACCCAGUAUGGCUACUUCAAGGUUCUCGGCAAGGGUGUUUUACCGGAAAACCAGCCCGUCGUUGUUAAGGCUAAGCUGAUUUCCAAGAUUGCAGAGAAGAAGAUCAAAGAGGCUGGUGGUGCUGUCGUACUUACUGCUUAG